CGAUAGUGUUUAGUGAGGUGUGCCUCUUUUGAUACGCUUCGGUUACUACAGCAGGCGCGUAAAAUCCACGUUUGGCUUUUCGUGCGCCUUUUUACGCGCAGAAGAUCUUCAGUCAGAGCGAAGUUUUCUUGAUCGUCGCCGACCAGUUUGACUUGUUGAGGUUCCUGCGGAGAGGAGCAGCUAUGGAUUUGGUGUAUCUUGUGUGCUUGGCGCUGACCGCCGGUACUUGGUUUGCCUCCGCGGAGAGACACAGCGUCUAUUGGAACGGCUCGAACCCAAACUUCCUGUGGGACGAGUACACGGUGGAGGUGCGGAUCAACGACUACCUGGACAUCGUCUGCCCCCACUACGCCCACGGCGAGGUGCCGUCGCACGCGGCCGAGCGCUACGUCCUGUACAUGGUGGAGAAGGAGGACUACGAGGUGUGCAAGCCGCACUCCUUCGACCAGCUGAGGUGGGAGUGCUCGCGGCCAUUCGCGCCCCACGCUCCGGAGAAGUUCUCGGAGAAGUUCCAGCGCUUCACGCCCUUCACGCUGGGCAAGGAGUUCAGACAAGGAGAGAGCUACUACUAUAUCUCUAAGCCGAUGCACCACCACGGCCAAGAGUGUCUCCGGCUCAGAGUGGACGUCCUCGGGCACAAAGGCUCUGCAAAGACUCACGCCGACAAAUCCAAGGCCGAGGAGACGGGAAAGAGCUUAGACGGAGGAAAAGGGAAGUUUCACGCCGCGGGAGGAGUCCACAACCCCUCUAACCGGCUCCCAGCAGAUGACCCUGCUGCGAUGGAGCCAAAGGUCCAGAUGAGCAUCGGCAGCUCCGGAGCACAGCUGGCCUCGCUGUCGCUCUUCUUCACCAUGAUCCCGGUUUUAUUAGUCCUGGUGCUGCAGUAAAGCGGGAAGGAACAGAGACUUUGCAAACCCGACGCUGGUCAUCGGGACACUCAGAGACUUUUUUUUAUACAGAUUUUUUUUAUACGAGCAUGGACAGUGCGUGUCGGUCGGUGUGUGUUUUUGAUGUGUUGUUUGUGGUGUGAAUGUGGAGCGUCGAUCGCCCCAAAUAACUUUUUUUUUCCAUUAUGAGGAUGAAAAUUCUCAGUUUUAACCAUUUAAGAUGCACACUUUUGAACAAAACAACGAGCAGAACGAUCAAAAUACUCAAAUUUGAAAAUGAUGGCAAGAUUCCAUCCUCCUCUUUGUCAUUGGUACCACUGUGCAGUUCAUUUUUUUCUUCCUCUACAUGUAGAGAAACUAUUGAUUUUUGUGUAUUGUUGUCGGCAAACUGGUUAUGUAGGAUUUUCUUGUCAUGUUGUGUAGCACUCAGCCCCUGGUCAUACCCUUCACAUUUGUCAAGUUAUGUGACGUUUUUCAGUUCAGUUAUAAGACGAGAAAUCGAGGAAAAGUGGUUCUCAACCUUGAUUUCGCGGCUCAUCGAACCUUGUUGAUGCUUAUUGAUGCCCGUGCAUAAAGUACUAAUUCAAGUUAUUUAAUUUAAAUUCGCAUAAAAAUGCAUUCAAGCUUUUAUAAUUCUUGAAACGUGUAUUUAUUUUUCAUCUUUAAAAGGUCGUGACACGAGGUUGAGAGCCACUUAUCCAGAUCCAAAACUAACAAGCGUUUCAGUUGGUUCUUCGUCUUAUUCGCUCAUUUCUACGAUGCUAUCAUGGUACACUGGCAGAUGUGUGCAGAUGUGAUCCCUCGUGCACGUCGUCAAACCUCAAACUGAAGGGACUUUCCAGAAUCCAUUCUUUUUUUUUAUCUCCUUGUAAACCUGCUUGCGUCAUUUUGUAAAUGUUUAUAUGUAAAUUUGUACAUAGAGAAAACUAUAAGAAACUGUUUUAAGAUGUGAAAUAAUAAAAAAAAAGAUGUGAUGUCAUAAAAAAAAA
Stegastes partitus (bicolor damselfish) is the source of this 1876-nucleotide messenger RNA. It is a transcript of the gene efna1b, whose product is annotated as ephrin-A1b. The record is from RefSeq and is a predicted model, not a curated record. Gene Ontology annotation, biological process: axon guidance; ephrin receptor signaling pathway. Bases 183 to 887 code for a protein of 234 amino acids. Lineage: Eukaryota; Metazoa; Chordata; Actinopteri; Pomacentridae. The transcript has 4 exons. Gene Ontology annotation, cellular component: plasma membrane. Gene Ontology annotation, molecular function: ephrin receptor binding.